Musa acuminata AAA Group (dessert banana) is the source of this 2357-nucleotide messenger RNA. RefSeq names its product reticulon-like protein B21. Lineage: Eukaryota; Viridiplantae; Streptophyta; Magnoliopsida; Zingiberales; Musaceae. The coding region runs from base 610 to 2133 and encodes 507 amino acids. The record is from RefSeq and is a predicted model, not a curated record. The transcript is spliced from 9 exons.
UCGACGGCUACUGUGAUCUUAUGGCCAACAGGCUACAGUCCACCAUGAACAGCCUUCGGCAUCUGCAGUUUCUUGGAUCUACUUUUCCCUGUCUGGGGCAGUCACUGGACAUGAUUGAUUGACACUUUUCACCAUGGCCCCAUUCGUUGGAUGUCCCAAGUGUGUGCAAUCCCCAAAAGGCUCUCAAAGCUUGGACUUGGACAUGUGCCACCUUCUUGAAACUUGCUUUGAUAACCUUGGGGUCAUGACUGACCCCACCAAAAGAAUGAACGUCAAAGCAGAUGCUCUCUCUCACUGAUGUUAGUUUUAACUCCCUGUUGCUGAUCUAAAGAAUCCAAUGAUAGCAGACCUCGUGCAUGAUUCUCUGUCAUCCGCAUGAAUUAACAAAGGAAGAACCACUCCCAGCAUGCACGACAAAGGAUUAUACAUUAACAAACUCCAUCUCAGUAUCCUCAGCAGCAAAUUUCCAACCCCACCACUUUGGUAAUAGAGAAGAGAGGACGGUAGAGACAGGAAAGAGAAAGGGAGCUUUCCGACAACAUCUACCUUCCCUCGACUCAUUAUCCAUUCCUUCCACUUAAGCUUGGAAGCAACUGAGAGAAGCAGGGGAUGCAAGGAAGCAGUAGGAGAGUCUCAACAAGAAACACUAAGUCGAGGAUGGAUGAAGCUAGAAGCGGAAUCAAGGUCAUGGCCGACGCAAAGAUACACAAACACGAUAGCAGUGCGGGCCUCCGGAGGCUGACGAGAAACCAAAGUGACAGUGUCGCCUUCGAGAGGAAAAAAAGAAGCAAUUGUCCACCAUCGGACAAGGAGGAGAAUGGUUUGAUUGGUAGAAGUCCGGUCAAGCUCCGAAAGACCCAGUCGGACUUGUCGAACUCUCCCAAGACUCCGGUUGGGAAUUCGCUCAACAUCGGAGGGGAGGAAGAAGCGCCGACAAUUGGUGAUGACACUGAAGUGGCAGUGGUGAUGGAGGAGGAGGAGGAGGAGGAGGUUGAGACCGAGACAGAGGAGGGAAAGAAGAGCUUUGUCGACAAAGAAAUGGAUCAGCCAGAUGACAAACCAAAGACAGUGCAGGAGGAGGAGGAGGAGGAGGAAGUGGAGGAAGAGAUUCCUGCGCUGUCACAGGAAGAAGAAAAGAAGCAGAAUCUUGUGAGUAUGUCACCAAUGGAUAUUGUAGAAAAGAAGCAGAAUCUUGUGAUGGAUUACAGGGCAAUGAAGCCGGAUCCAGCAGUGAUACCUCAGUUUGAUGCGGAAGAAGAAAUGUUUCAGAGCACCUGCAUCAAGCACAACCGAAUCCAAAGCAUCGAGAAUUUGGUUAUGUGGAGAGAUGUGUCGAGAUCAGCCUUCGUGUUCGGCAUCGGAACCUUCUUCCUCGUUUCGUCUUCCUAUGCCAAAGACAUCAACUUCAGCCUGAUUUCAGCAAGUUCAUAUGUUGGACUUGUCUAUCUUGGAUUUGUUUUCCUCUGUACGUCCUUUAUGCACAGAGGAGAAACAAUGCGGUAUGGUGAUGGAGAUGAGAGGUGUGUGGUGGGAGAAGACGACGCAAUCUGGCUUCUAAAGAUGCUGCUUCCUUAUAUCAAUGAGCUACUUCUAAAGUUCAGAGGCCUCUUCUCUGGGGACCCAGCAACAACAUUGAAGUUGGCAGCCCUGCUAUUUGUGAUGGCAAGGUGUGGGAGCACCAUCACAGUGUGGAGUCUUGCAAAACUGAUAUUCUUUGGAGUCUUCACCAUCCCAAAAGUGUGCUCUUCCUAUUCCACUCAGCUGGCAAAGUUGGGCAAGUUUUGGCUGGAUAGGCUUAGAGAUGGAUGGGAGUCAUGCACCCACAAGAGAGCUGCCGCCGCUGCCAUCUUCGCCCUCAUCUGGAACAUUUCCUCAGCUGUUGCUCGCAUUUGGGCAUUCUUCAUGCUUGUGGUGGCUGUGAAGCUCUACCAACAAUGCACAGCAGAACACAGCUGGAAUAACCGGGAGGAGGAGGAGGUGGUAGAGGAAGAGGAGGGACAAGAAGAUUCCAUGGCAGGACAAAACCAGGAACUUGGAUUACACCGACAAAGAGGUGGGCCAACUAGAAAUGAGGUGGAGAGAGUGGCUGUAAAAGUAGAUCUAGGAGAAGAGGCCGGAAAAAGAUCCAAGUGAUGCUGGCAGUCUGACACAGAGGACAGCAGACAGAUCAGGAGAGGAAGGUGGGAGUCAUCUUAUAAUCUUAUCAACGCAUCUUCUGCACGGUGACGAUUUCUUGUAAUGUGGUGAAGGCAUCUCCAACCGACACAUGCUAUGCUUUCUUAAUCCCUCCCCACAGUGAAACACCAUGUGCUAUAUCUUAGCCUGAUCUAAUAAUAACACUGUAAUUCCUCUCUGCA